Molecule: messenger RNA, 1971 nt
Organism: Andrographis paniculata
Lineage: Eukaryota; Viridiplantae; Streptophyta; Magnoliopsida; Lamiales; Acanthaceae
Product: myb family transcription factor PHL5-like
Exons: 7
Coding region: 674-1777 (367 amino acids)
Molecular function (GO): DNA binding; DNA-binding transcription factor activity
Source: RefSeq, a predicted model, not a curated record
AUGAAACGACAGCAAUCUAAUGCAGAGUGGAUUCAUCACACACAUUUAAUUUAUAUAUGUAUAUUUAUUUGUUCCUUAGCUUUAGCUUUCUGAGGUUCUUUGCUUUUUUGAAGUUGUCAAAGAAUAAUGAUAUUUUUUAUUCAAUUAUUGCUAUGUGAAAUAGAAAAUCAAAACCCAGAAAUACUAAGGAAGGAAUCACGGCGUUGCAUAUCUUCUUGGAAGGAAAUGACAAAAUUGAGAUAUAUACAUACAUUGCAUGAAUUGUUUACUAAGCUUUGGUUUUGUCAAUGCCUGUUGUUCAUUCCUAUUUCUAAUCUUAUCCUGUUUAGGGGGAUUGGUGAUUAUGUUUUUUUUUAUUGUUAUUAAGAAGCUUCAUGAGCUGAGCUGUACGUUGACAUGUUCAUCAAGCAUCCUUGGAUUACAAGGCUACGUUCGUUAAUCAUACUAUCCAUUCUUUGGUUCACCCGCCACCUGUUCGACGAAAGUCCUCUAUGAAACUUGAUGAGAAGCAUUUUAUUAGUUUGCUGUGCUGAAUCUGUUUUCAGACAAGAAUUGGUGAUACUGGGAAUCAAGACAUUAGAUUAGAUUCAAAUUCGAUUCGAUUUGAUUCGAUUAGUUUUGUGUGUUGCUGCUGCUGCUGCUUCUGGUUGGAUUGGUUUGUUAUUACUAACAAAUGACAGGGAUACAUCAUCAUCUUUAUCAUCAUCACAAUCAUUAUGGAUUUGGGAGUGAUUUCGCCUGCGAUUUUCCGGAUUCCUUCCCCCAAAGCUAUGGCAGCCAUCAGCAAUUUGCACAGGUAUGGAGCCAAUCAGGUGCAGUGCUGGAGAAUGGCUCACAGCAGCAGAGCAGCAGCAAUCUAUGGCCUAAUAAUGAUUCUCCAUCUGCCAUGAUCAGUCGAAUUGGCUCAGGCGAAGGUUCGCCGGCUUCUGCCUUCUUUGCAACUGAAUUCUACAUGGGGUUGCCGCAGCAGCAUGGUGCACAGGUUAUCAAAUCCACUUGCUGCUCCAGUGAUCAUCAUCAUCAUCAUCAAUUCAAGAAUUCCAAUCAAAGUUGCCAAUCCGGUGGUCGUGUAUUCCUUGGAACUUCUGAACCAGGCAACCGGUUCGAUGAUGGUUUGCCAUCAAACUGCAGGAACCAAAUCAGUCUCUUGGAGAGUGAACAGCUGCAACACCUGAGAAACAGGCUUCUUGGAGAUCUUGAUUGUUCCAUUAAUGGCGGAACCCCAUCUCCUUCUCUUCCAUCCAAUUCAGAUCAGGACCUUCAGACACAGGUGGCGGCGCAAAGUUUAUUCUCGUCGCAUCUUUCCAAUAUAAAGCAGUUUGCAAGACCACCGGUUUCCCCUGGAUCCAGCUCAUCAAGCAAGACCAGGAUCAGAUGGACACCAGAUCUUCAUGAUCGAUUUGUGGAGUGUGUGAAUCGACUCGGUGGCCCUGACAGAGCAACACCAAAGGCAAUCCUAAAUCUUAUGGAAACAGAAGGACUCACUAUUCUACAUGUCAAAAGCCACUUGCAGAAAUAUCGAAAUGUGAAGAACUUACCAGAAUCAGUGGAAGGGAAAUCGGAUAAGAAGACCGGAACAGCGAGUGCAACACAAAUCGAUAUUGAAACAGGCGUGCAACUGAAGGAGGCACUGCUGCUGCAAAUAGACGUCCAAAGGCGUCUUCACGAGCAACUAGAGAUUCAAAGAAACUUGCAGCUGAGGAUUGAAGAACAAGGGAAGCAGCUGAAAAAGAUGUUUGAUCAGCAACAGCAACAGCAACAAAAGACAUUGUCCUGAUGAGAUUAUCAUUCAUGUUUAAGAUAGCUUAAACAACUAUGGAUCUCUCUCCCAAGAAUAAGAUUAUUCCUUUUCUUAAAAAAAAAUAAAAAUUAAGUUAUAAGAAAUUUAUUUUGGCAGCCUUUAAGUGCAAUAGCCUACAACGUUUUGAAUCUAGACCUUCUAGCUGUAAAUUCACUAGAGCUUCGUCUCUG